This is a messenger RNA of Dacryopinax primogenitus, 4407 nucleotides long. Its product is annotated as TPR-like protein. Gene Ontology annotation, cellular component: Ski complex. Gene Ontology annotation, molecular function: protein binding. Bases 1 to 4407 code for a protein of 1468 amino acids. Lineage: Eukaryota; Fungi; Basidiomycota; Dacrymycetes; Dacrymycetales; Dacrymycetaceae. The record is from RefSeq and is a predicted model, not a curated record. The transcript has 8 exons.
AUGUCUUCUUACUCUAAAAGCAAGCUCAAGGCAGCAAGAGAUGCAAUACAGAAAAAGGAUUGGACGACAGCAAAGUCGGCAGCAUCCCAGGUGUUGGAAUACGAAGCAGAGAACUACAAUGCUCUUGUUUUUCUUGGAUUAGCUUGUUUAGAAUUGGGAGAGGUAGAUGAUGCUGUAAAGACGUACGAACGAGCCAUCAACAUCCAACCCGCCAAUCCUUUGGCUCAACAAGGCCUCUCGAAGUUAUAUGAACGCACCUGCAACUAUGCUGCCCACCGCACUUCACUCCUCCAACUCAUCAAACUCUUCACUGCUUCAGGCGACGCACAACGAUGUGCCGAGUCACUACAGCGGCUCUUGGAGCUUAGUCGCGAAAGGGGCACCAGGAAGGAUGUGAUUGACACGCUCUCGCUACUGCUUCCCACAAGCCAGUGCUAUGCGACCUUGUGCGACCUUCCCCAUCCCGAACCUACAGCUCCCACUGCCUCGACCGUGCAUCAGAUCCAGCUCGCCCUAGCAAGCAGCCUCCCUACACUUGAAGAAGUCGUUCGUCUGAGUGAGAAUGAGGAAGAGGAGCAUGUGAAGAAAGAGGUGGACAAACGCCGCAUGCGUCUGGGAGCCGGGAGUGUGGACGAGAUACACCGAACGGUUCGUCGGGAGGUGGGGGAGGGAUCACGCUUGCCCGAGUUGUACGGGGAGGUGCUGAACCAUCCGAAUGCGUCGGACGAUCUAAGACGAGAAACAGAGAGGAAGCUUUUCCGACUGAAGCUUGCUGCAUUGGAGUUUGCAAGCAAGGAGGAGAAGGGGAAGCUGAGGGAUGUGCUCAUAGAGAUGGCCCGUGGGCAGGUCUUGCUCGGCAUUCCGGAUGAGCUGGCCUGGAGCGUGUGGGUGGAGUGGAGGGACGCCGGCGCGUUGGAGGACUACGACUGGGCGUUAUUGAGGCGAUGGAGAACAAUCUUUCCCGAUAGCGCGUUGGGAACGGUUGUGAAGGGAUACUUUCUGUACAUGGGCAUCCAAUUGCUGGAAGAGGAGGAGGAAGAAGAAGAGAACGGACACGCGCAGGAAGACGAGGAAGACGGCUAUGACAUCCUACUUGAGGCCGCAGAGUCUUGCCAGAACAGCAUACUCACCCACCGAAUGCUGGCAGAAGUCCAGAGGCUGCAAGAAGACUGGCCCGGCUUGAUUAGGACAUCGGAAGCCGGGCUAGCGUUAGUUCAACGGCAUGAAAAACAGACGGGACAAUCUCUCCAUUUGGUCAACCGAUCACUCAACACCGAGCUCGCAACAGGUCUCGUACACUUGCAUCCACCAAAGCAUCACCCUCGCGCACUCCGCCUUCUGGACCAAGUCCUGUCUGAAGAUCCGAAUUUAGUCCCGGCCCUCAUGGGUCGGGGGUAUAUAUUCCAAGCGUUAGGCAAGUGGGGUGAAGCUGCGAUCGUUUUUGGGAAGGUUGUGGGCACCGAGCACAGCAAACGGGAAGAGGGGAAGAAGGCGCCAGAGAAGGUAGAAGAAAGUGAAGAUGCAGAUCAGCCCAUAGAAGUGGUGGAGUUGGAGGCACGGGAAGAAAGGGCGUGGUGCUGGGUUCGGAACGGCCUAGAUGAGAAAGGCGAAUCCGGGCUACGUGACUCCGUGUCUCUGUGGGAUAUCUCCCCGCAUACUGGCAUCCAAAGACAACGAGCGCGCGCAUGGUGGCGCCUUGGUCGGUGUCUCUGGGAAGUAGGAGGGAGGUACGAAGAAGCCUACAAGGCAUUCAUCACCUCCCUCAAGCGACUCACCUCCUUCGCACCCGCAUUCACAAGUCUGGGAAUCUACUAUUCCGACGUUGCCCAGCCGCCAGAUCCGCAAAGGGCGAGCAAGUGUUUCCAGAAGGCAUUCGAGCUUGACGCCCGCGAGGGAGACGCGGCACGCAGGCUUGCUGAGGGAUUCGCCGAGGAGGGCGAGUGGGAUCUGACAGAAGUUGUCGCGCGGCGGACGAUCGAGGGCGAGGGCGGCCUUGAGCAAGGUGAAAGCCUCGUCCAGGGUGCUGUGGCUGCCCGUCGGCACCUACCGCAGAAUGCCUGGGCAUGGAAGGCGCUGGGUGCUGUGGAGUUGCAGAGACGUAGCUUUGCCCCAGCGAUCCAGGCAUUUCAAAUCGCCCUCCGGGCUGAGCCUGACGACGCCGGCUCGUGGCUCCGGCUUGGGGAAGCUUAUGCCCGCUCUGGAAGGCAGGUAGCAGCGAUUAAAGCCCUCAACCGGGCGCAACAAUUGGAUUCGGACAACUGGGUCUGUGCGUUCCUCCUUGCCGAAGUCGAAUGCGAAAUUGGGCGCUUCGACGCUGCUAUAGCUGUAUUUGAAGACAUCUCUCAGAAGCGACCUGACGAUGCGGGCGUCCUCAGUGCUUUGGGCUCGGCGUACCUUGCAUACGGACGAGCACAGGUGAUUGGAGGCUAUCUGGGCAGGUCAGAAGGUAGCUUCUGGCAAGCAUUAGAAGUCGCCAGAAGGCUCCUCGCCGGGGAAAGCAAUUUCCGUCGCUUGGGAUGGAAGACCCUGUGCGAUGCUUUGUUCGAGCUCGGCAUAUGCACCUCGUUUGAGCACACGGAAGAGGCGUACCACGUUCUGCGAGAAAUAGAAAGUAUGCUCCUGGGGAACGAGGUUGGUAAAGGCGCCAUACUCGGUAGUUUGCUCACCACGGCAAGCGUUACCAAAACGCUGGGCGAAGGUACCGACGGGCUGGUCGCGCUGAAACUUUCUCUGUUAGGCUGCGAGCACCGAGUUGCUCUGACGAAGUUUGACAACACAGGGCUCAGCAGCGCCUGGUUCGACUUGGCCACUGGGCUGCAUAAGCUCGUCUCUCUUCUUCCGAUCACCGAUAAUGCAGAACCAUAUCUCAAGGAAUCGCUCAGAUGCUGCAAGGAAGCCGUGAAAGCUGACCCGAAAGACCCGCAAUACUGGAACGCUCUCGGUGUAAUGAGCUUUGAGAAGAAUGCAAGGCUGGCACAGUAUGCGUUUUUAUCUGCCAUCCAGAUUGACAACAAGGACCCACUGAUUUGGACCAACCUUGGCUUGCUGUACCUCUUCCAUCAAGAUACGGAACUCGCAAACCAGGCCUUCCUUCGUGCCCAGACACUUGAUCCGGAUGAGCCGCUUGCCUGGGUCGGACAAGCUCUAUUGGCUGCCCAGAAUGGCGACGAGGCCGAUGCGAGUGCGCUCUUCGAGCAUGCUGUCGUGAUUUCUUCUGGUUCCAUGCUUGAAGCUAGCCAUAUGUUCGCGACUCGUCUGUUCAACGCUCGGGAGACUGAACAAUCUCAAUUGCGCACCGACCGCCUCUUCCUCGCUUUCUCCGCUUUAGAUCGGUACUGCCGUGAACAGCCGACAUCAUCCACGGUUCUGCAUCUGCAUGGCCUGAUAUGUGAGCAACUCGGUCAAACCGACCUUGCUGAAGGCAGAGUGCGGGAUGCGAUUGUUCUCCUGGAGAAAGAGUACGAGACGAGCGAAGACAAGGCUAUAGAGCGCAGGUAUGCUGUUGCGCAUAGUAAUCUCGGCCGAUUGCUAGUCGUGAACGGGAAGUACGAAGAAGCGAUACAAGCCUUUGGCACUGCUGUGAACCUCCUGCAAGGUGAAGCCGAGGAUGGGGACGAGGAAGUAUCGAUAUUGCAAGCCCAGGCGGCUCUCAGUACUGGCCUAGCCCACUUUCUGGCCAGUGACCUCGAACAGGCGCUCACUGUCCUCGAAGCUGCGCAGGAGCAGGUUCCUGAAGUUUAUCCGGAGAUCAAAGGGCACAUCAGUCUUACGCUCGCGAAAAUGCUGUGGGCACUGGGCUCUGAAGAGGCGAGAGAAUCGGCGAAGAGCCUGCUCCUAGAAUGCAUAUCCGCGGAUCCGCACAAUCUGGCGGCCAUCACUGCUCUGGCCUCUAUCGGUUCCCUGACAGGCGAUACCGAUCUCCUCACCGCGGCUCUGGCGGAGAUCGACAUAUUGCCCCGGGCCGAAAGGGCUGCGGUCGAUCCCAGCGGAGAAGUCGACUUCCUUCUCUCGAGACAUCAUCUUGCUAAUGGUGAUAUUGAUCUGGCUGUCGCCGUAGCUGAGGAAGCGCUUUCCGCGCAGCCGUAUUCGCUCGGCGCUAGGCAGAAUGUGGCACGACUGUUCCUUAUGUCUGGAAAUUCACUUACUGCGAGGGACAUCUUGCAGAGAGAAGGAUUGCCGGAGGAUGCUGUCAGCCGUAGGCUGUCAGCGCUGAUUGACUUGGCGCUGAAGGAAAGAGGAGAACUGGAUCUGGAAGAGGUCGAGGUGAAUGGUAAUGAGGGAACUGCAGAAGACGUACCGGAGGCGAGAAAGAAGAUCGACCCGAGUGAUGACGCUCAGCGAGCAGUGUUAGCGGCGCCCUGGGACACUUCUAAUUGGGGCACUGCCGUCCUUUGUAGUAAAGCGUAA